Molecule: messenger RNA, 1461 nt
Organism: Lodderomyces theae
Lineage: Eukaryota; Fungi; Ascomycota; Pichiomycetes; Serinales; Debaryomycetaceae
Gene: SAM51
Product: Sam51p
Exons: 1
Coding region: 1-1461 (486 amino acids)
Cellular component (GO): outer membrane
Source: RefSeq, a predicted model, not a curated record
AUGACGCUGUUACAAGUGGAUAGCAAUCCUAAUCUCAAAACAAAACUCAUAGAACAAGAUGUCUUACAAGAAUCCCAAUUACAGCCGGUGUACUUAACCAGAGUUGAAGUCAAUGGCGGUGAGGAUUUCAGCUACCAAUUCUUCAACAAGUUGUUAUCGCCAUUGUUAACUACUGGCGAUUAUACGUUAUCCGAAUUGACUUCACGAAUCGGUCAAUCAUCGCAGCAUCUAAAGGACACUGGAGUCUUUAAGGAUGUGGGAGUUGUAUUGGAGCCCGACUAUUAUUCAAACGUUCCAGCAAACAUUACUCGAUUCAACAGGGAAUUGUCUAUCCCCGCCAAAGUCAUCUUUGAUGUUUCUAAUGUCAACUUAAACACUAAUCAAUCCUUCUUCAACUUCAAUUCCGAGGAGUAUAUCAAUUUAAAAGUAAAUCAUAUUGACAAUAAUUUUAAUGAAAAUGCCGAGUUGGUUGCUGUUGGCGUCGACUACAAUCCUUAUAAACCAUAUGACUACUUGUUAACAAACUUGAAAUUCAUUUCCGGCUUGAAAGAUCCAAGAUUCAAGUUUGUAUUUGACGUGGGUCACAAUACUAGAGACAAUCUUGGUUGGCAAAAUUUCUUCAAACAGAAUCAAUUGGGUGGUAAAAUCGGUCUCCUUUACAAAACACAGCGUGAAUUUGAUAUUUUCACCGGGUUCCAAUUACUCAAGAGAAACUUGUUUGACAUUGAUGAUGGGGCCCAUGACGACUUGAAAUUCUUUGGUGGAGAUUUCUUGAAAUUGAGUGUUUUGAAUAAAUUCAAAUACGAAAGUAUUGGAUAUUUGAAUCAUGCAACAAAGAACUUCCCAAUCAAUGGUGGUAGAAUACAAACUGAAUCUGAAUUGUCGUCAGUGCAAGAACAAAGUAACGCAUCAAGCCGAGGUGAAUUUAUCAAACUGAAAGUUGGAUUUGAUUUGUAUAAAUCGAUAUUCAACAAUUACAUCACAACAAAGUUUCAAGGAGAGCUUGGUGGGAUUUUCACUCUCAAUUCCAAAUUCCCCAUACAUCCAUUGGACAAGUUCUAUCUUGGUGGGUAUAAUUCGUUUGCCGGGUUCAAGAAAAACAGUAUUGAACAACAAGGUGGAUUACAAUUUUACAAAUUGCAAGCAACAUUAUACACCAAGAUCCCUCAAUUCUUGUACUUGCCUAAGUUGAAUGCCGAAAAUAGCGAGUUGUUGGUGGAACUGAACCCAUUGAGAUUGUACGCCACUGGUAUAGUGGGAAACUGUAUCCCUACACAAAAGAAUUUCUUUUGGAAUGAUGCAAACCCAGCGGUGUCGUAUGGGUUUGGAUUAAAGUAUUUUAACCGUUGGGCUAAUUUUGACAUUGGGUACUAUGUUAGUCAGAAGGUGGGAAUUGACAACUUUGAUGGAGUUAAAAAUGGGUUACACUUUGCAGUCUCCAUUGGUGCAUCAUCUAGCUAG